Dicrocoelium dendriticum is the source of this 2127-nucleotide messenger RNA. Lineage: Eukaryota; Metazoa; Platyhelminthes; Trematoda; Plagiorchiida; Dicrocoeliidae. The record is from the annotation of a GenBank genome assembly.
AUGCAGAUGAUACAGUCUUUAAAGCGCAAAUUUUCCACCGUGUUUCAAACGACCCUUGGCCACUGCACAAAAUUCAAGGCAUCAUUAACGUUGCGUCCAGGAACAACACCUGUUUUUAGACCUAAGCGUCCCGUACCUUACGCCGCUAUUCAACCACUUGAGCAAGAACUUGACCGCUUACAGCAGGCUGGUGUCAUUACUCCUGUAAACUAUUCUGCAUGGGCAGCACCCAUUGUCGUCGUAAAGAAACCAAACAAACAACUACGCAUCUGCGCUGAUUUUUCGACUGGCCUUAACGCAGCCCUUGACAACCAUCAAUAUCCCCUUCCAGUGCCAGAGGAUAUUUUUGCCAAAUUAAACGGGGGCACAUGUUUCGCUAACCUAGAUCUGUCUGACGUCUACCUCCAGGUCGAGGUAGCAGAGGAUUCUCGUGAACUACUUACGAUAAACACUCAUCGUGGUUUGCUCCAGUAUAAUCGCUUACCAUUUGGUGUAAAAUCGGCCCCAUCCAUUUUUCAGCAGUUAAUGGACACUACGUUGGCAGGUAUCACUGGAGCAGCAGCUUAUCUGGAUGAUAUAAUUGUUAUGGGUCACACUCAGUCAGACCUACUAAACACGCUAGAUAAUGUGCUUACCCGAAUACAGGAACAUGGCUUCUACCUACGCGAGGACAAGUGUGAUUUCUUUUUAAGCGCAAUGAAAUUCCUCGGUUUUAUCCUUGACAAAAAUGGUAGACGUCCGGAUCCGGAAAAUACCAACGAGAUCCGCAACAUGCCUCCACCGUCGGAUAUGUCCUCUCUCCGUUCGUUCUUAGGACUCGUCAGCCAUUAUAGUUCAUUUUUGCCAGACAUGCAUCGCCUACGUGCACCACUAAAGCAAUUACGGACCAAAAGUUCUACGUGGAAGUGGUCAUCAGAAUGUGAAGUUAGUUUCAAUGAGAUUAAGUCAUUGCUAACCUCGGAUCUCUUAUUGACACAUUACGAUCCUUCUCGGGACAUCGUUGUAGCCUCAGAUGCAUCUGAUAAAGGAAUGGGUGCGGUCAUAUCCCAUGUUUAUGCAGACGGUUCUCAAAAGGCUAUUGCACAUGCUGCUAGAUCUCUCACAACCGCUGAAAAGAACUAUAGCCAAAUUGAAAAAGAGGCUUUGGCUAUCAUAUACGCUGUAAAGAAAUUUCACAAGAUGCUUUACGGCCGUCGUUUCACGUUGUUAACUGAUCACAAACCACUACUAACCAUUUUCGGCUCCAAAAAAGGAAUUCCAGUGUACACAGCUAACCGCUUGCAGCGCUGGGCACUGACACUGUUAGCCUAUGACUUCGACAUAAGUUAUCAGUCAACUACCAGUAUUGGUCAGGCAGACGCUUUGUCGCGACUUAUAGGACCUCACAAACAGAAUCAGGAAGAUACGGUGAUUGCAUCUGUAGAAGCGGAAUCGGACAUUGCGUUCAUUAUAAAUGACGUGUCAAACAAUCUUCCGGUUACCUCAGAUGCGGUUCGUCAUGCGACUCUCCAAGAUCCCUUACUUAAACAAGUUGCCUAUUUCCAGAGAUCGAAGUGGCCAACCACAUGUAAAUCAGCUGAACUUCAACAGUUCUACCAGCGAAGUCACUCUUUGUCCAUCGUGAACGAUUGUAUUCUUUUUGCAGACAGGGUUGUUAUUCCUAAGAUCCUGCAAACGAAGGUGCUACGACAAUUUCAUACUGGUCACCCUGAAAUAAACCGAAUGAAAGCACUAGCACGCAGCUUUGUCUACUGGCCUUUCAUGGAUAAACAAUUAGAAGAGUUAGCAAAGAGCUGCAAUAAAUGUGCAGUUGCAGCAAAAGCACCACAAAAAGAAGCAAUCCACCCUUGGCCAACACCUGACAAACCGUGGACUCGUGUGCAUGUAGAUUUUGCCGGACCCGUUAAUGGUAACAAUGUUCUAGUAGUUGUCGACUCAUACAGCAAAUGGCCCGAGGUGUUUCUGAUGCAAAACACAACAGCGGGAGCCACUGUUUCGAAAUUAAGACAAUUAUUCAGCCAGUUUGGCUACCCAGAAACCCUGGUGAGUGAUAAUGGUACACAAUUCACUUCAGCAUGUUUCUCCAACUUUUGUAAAAAUUGUGCAAUCAAUCACAUCAGACACUGA